Molecule: messenger RNA, 10489 nt
Organism: Miniopterus natalensis
Lineage: Eukaryota; Metazoa; Chordata; Mammalia; Chiroptera; Miniopteridae
Source: RefSeq, a predicted model, not a curated record
GGGCAGCGGGAUGGGGGAGCCGAUGGGAGCGUCCGGCUCCGGCUCCGUGGUGCUUCCCGCUGGGAUGAUUAACCCUUCGGUGCCGAUCCGCAACAUCCGGAUGAAAUUCGCAGUGUUGAUUGGACUCAUACAGGUCGGAGAGGUCAGCAACAGGGACAUCGUCGAGACCGUGCUGAACCUGCUGGUUGGUGGAGAAUUUGACUUGGAGAUGAACUUUAUUAUCCAGGAUGCUGAGAGUAUAACAUGCAUGACAGAGCUUUUGGAGCACUGUGAUGUAACAUGUCAAGCAGAAAUAUGGAGCAUGUUUACAGCCAUUCUACGAAAAAGUGUUCGGAAUUUACAGACUAGCACGGAAGUUGGGCUAAUUGAACAAGUAUUGCUGAAAAUGAGUGCUGUAGAUGACAUGAUAGCAGAUCUUCUAGUUGAUAUGUUGGGGGUUCUUGCCAGCUACAGCAUCACUGUCAAGGAGUUGAAGCUUUUGUUCAGCAUGCUUCGAGGAGAAAGUGGAAUCUGGCCAAGACAUGCAGUAAAAUUAUUAUCAGUUCUUAAUCAGAUGCCACAAAGACAUGGUCCUGAUACUUUUUUCAAUUUCCCCGGUUGCAGUGCUGCAGCAAUUGCAUUGCCUCCUAUUGCAAAGUGGCCUUAUCAGAAUGGCUUCACCCUAAACACUUGGUUUCGUAUGGAUCCAUUAAAUAACAUUAAUGUUGAUAAGGAUAAGCCUUAUCUUUAUUGUUUUCGUACUAGCAAAGGAGUUGGCUACUCUGCUCAUUUUGUUGGGAACUGUCUAAUAGUCACAUCACUGAAGUCCAAAGGGAAAGGUUUUCAGCACUGUGUGAAAUAUGAUUUUCAACCACGCAAGUGGUACAUGAUCAGUAUUGUCCACAUAUACAACCGAUGGAGGAACAGUGAAAUUCGAUGUUAUGUUAAUGGACAGCUGGUAUCCUAUGGUGAUAUGGCUUGGCAUGUUAACACAAAUGAUAGCUAUGACAAGUGCUUUCUUGGAUCCUCCGAAACUGCUGAUGCAAAUAGGGUUUUCUGUGGUCAACUUGGUGCCGUGUAUGUAUUCAGUGAAGCACUCAACCCUGCACAGAUAUUUGCAAUUCAUCAGUUAGGACCUGGAUAUAAGAGCACCUUCAAGUUUAAAUCUGAGAGUGAUAUUCAUUUGGCUGAACAUCAUAAACAGGUUCUGUAUGAUGGAAAACUUGCAAGUAGUAUUGCAUUUACAUAUAAUGCUAAGGCCACUGAUGCUCAGCUAUGCCUGGAAUCCUCACCAAAGGAAAAUGCAUCGAUUUUUGUGCAUUCCCCACAUGCCCUAAUGCUCCAGGAUGUGAAAGCUAUAGUAACACAUUCAAUUCAUAGUGCAAUUCAUUCAAUUGGAGGGAUUCAAGUGCUUUUCCCACUUUUUGCCCAACUGGACAACCGGCAGCUCAAUGAUAGUCAAGUGGAAACAACUGUCUGUGCUACUCUUUUGGCAUUCCUGGUUGAACUCCUUAAAAGUUCAGUAGCCAUGCAAGAACAGAUGCUGGGUGGAAAAGGCUUUUUAGUCAUUGGCUACUUACUUGAAAAGUCCUCACGAGUUCAUAUAACUAGAGCUGUCCUAGAGCAAUUUUUAUCCUUUGCAAAAUACCUUGAUGGUUUAUCCCAUGGAGCACCUUUGCUGAAGCAGCUUUGUGAUCACAUUUUAUUCAACCCAGCCAUCUGGAUACAUACACCUGCAAAGGUUCAGCUUUCUCUAUAUACCUAUUUGUCUGCUGAAUUUAUUGGAACUGCUACCAUUUAUACCACCAUACGUAGAGUAGGAACAGUGUUACAGCUAAUGCACACAUUAAAAUAUUACUACUGGGUCAUUAAUCCUGCUGACAGUAGUGGCAUUACACCUAAAGGAUUAGAUGGUCCACGGCCAUCACAAAAAGAAAUUAUAUCACUACGGGCAUUUAUGCUACUUUUUCUUAAACAGCUUAUACUAAAGGAUCGAGGAGUCAAAGAAGAUGAACUUCAGAGUAUAUUAAAUUACCUACUUACAAUGCAUGAGGAUGAAAAUAUUCAUGAUGUGUUACAAUUACUAGUGGCUUUAAUGUCAGAACAUCCAGCCUCAAUGAUACCAGCAUUUGAUCAAAGGAAUGGAAUAAGGGUAAUCUACAAAUUAUUGGCUUCAAAAAGUGAAAGUAUUUGGGUUCAAGCUCUGAAGGUUCUUGGAUACUUUCUGAAGCAUUUAGGUCACAAGAGAAAAGUUGAAAUUAUGCAUACCCAUAGUCUUUUCACUCUUCUUGGAGAAAGGCUGAUGUUGCAUACAAAUACUGUGACUGUCACUACAUACAAUACGCUUUAUGAGAUAUUGACAGAGCAAGUAUGUACUCAAGUUGUACAUAAACCACACCCAGAGCCAGAUUCUACAGUGAAAAUUCAGAAUCCAAUGAUUCUUAAGGUGGUGGCAACUUUGUUAAAAAACUCUACACCAAGUGCAGAACUGAUGGAAGUACGUCGUUUAUUUUUAUCUGACAUGAUAAAACUUUUCAGUAAUAGCCGUGAAAAUAGAAGAUGCUUAUUGCAGUGUUCAGUAUGGCAGGAUUGGAUGUUUUCUCUUGGCUAUAUCAAUCCUAAAAAUUCUGAAGAACAGAAGAUUACUGAGAUGGUCUAUAAUAUCUUCCGGAUAUUGUUGUAUCAUGCAAUAAAAUAUGAAUGGGGAGGCUGGAGAGUCUGGGUGGAUACACUCUCAAUAGCCCAUUCCAAGGUCACUUAUGAAGCACAUAAGGAAUACCUAGCCAAAAUGUAUGAAGAAUAUCAGAGACAGGAGGAGGAAAACAUUAAAAAGGGAAAGAAAGGGAAUGUGAGCACCAUCUCUGGUCUUUCAUCACAGACAACAGGAGCAAAAGGUGGAAUGGAAAUUCGAGAGAUAGAAGAUCUUUCACAAAGUCAGAGCCCAGAAAGUGAGGCAGAUUACCCUGUCAGCACAGACACUAGAGACUUGCUCAUGUCAACAAAAGUGUCAGACAAUAUUCUUGGAAAUUCAGAUAGACCGGGAAGUGGUGUACAUGUGGAAGUGCAUGAUCUUUUAGUCGAUAUAAAAGCAGAGAAAGUGGAAGCAACAGAAGUAAAGUUGGAUGAUAUGGAUUUAUCACCAGAGACUCUAGUAGGUGGGGAGAAUGGUGCCCUUGUGGAGGUUGGAUCUUUGUUGGAUAAUGUAUAUAGUGCUGCUGUUGAGAAACUCCAAAACAAUGUACAUGGAAGUGUUGGUAUCAUAAAAAAAAAUGAAGAAAAGGAUAAUGGUCCACUGAUAACAUUAGCAGAUGAGAAAGAUGAUCUUCCUAAUAGUAGUGCAUCUUUUCUGUUUAAUAAAAUACCCAAACAGGAAGAGAAACUCCUUCCUGAACUUUCUAGCAAUCACAUUAUUCCAAAUAUUCAGGACACACAAGUACAUCUUGGUGUUAGUGAUGAUCUUGGGUUGCUUGCUCACAUGACUGGUAGUGUAGACUUAACUUGUACAAGUAUAAUAGAAGAAAAAGAAUUCAAAAUCCAUACAGCUUCAGAUGGAAUGAGCAGUAUUUCUGAAAGAGACUUAUCAUCUAAAGGGUUAGAGUAUGCUGAAGUGACUGCUACAGCUCUGGAAACUGAAUCUUCUGGUAGCAAAACUGUACCAAAUAUUGAUGCAGGAAGUAUACUUUCAGAUACUGAGAGAUCUGAUGAUGGCAAAGAAUCAGGCAAAGAAAUCCGAAAAAUUCAGACUACCACUACUACAACACAAGCUGUUCAGGGUCGGUCUGUCACACAGCAAGACAGAGACCUCCGAGUUGAUUUAGGAUUUCGAGGAAUGCCAAUGACCGAGGAACAGCGGCGCCAGUUCAGCCCCGGCCCCCGCACCACCAUGUUCCGUAUUCCUGAGUUCAAAUGGUCUCCAAUGCACCAGCGACUCCUCACCGAUCUGCUAUUUGCAUUAGAAACAGAUGUACAUGUUUGGAGAAGCCAUUCUACAAAGUCUGUAAUGGAUUUUGUCAAUAGCAAUGAAAACAUUAUUUUUGUACAUAACACAAUUCACCUCAUUUCCCAAAUGGUAGACAACAUCAUCAUUGCUUGUGGAGGAAUUUUACCUUUGCUCUCUGCAGCUACAUCACCAACUGGUUCUAAGACGGAAUUGGAAAACAUUGAAGUGACACAAGGCAUGUCAGCUGAGACAGCAGUAACUUUCCUCAGCCGAUUGAUGGCUAUGGUUGAUGUACUUGUAUUUGCCAGCUCUCUAAAUUUUAGUGAGAUUGAAGCUGAAAAAAACAUGUCUUCUGGAGGUUUAAUGCGACAGUGCCUAAGGCUAGUUUGUUGUGUUGCUGUGAGAAACUGUUUAGAAUGUCGGCAGAGACAAAGAGACAGAGGGAACAAAUCUUCCCAUGGCAGCAGUAAACCUCAAGAAGCUCCCCAAAGUAUGACUGCCACAGCAACUUCAAAGAAUUCAUUAGAAAAUGUUCCAGGUAAUCUUUCUCCAAUUAAGGACCCUGAUAGACUUCUGCAGGAUGUUGAUAUCAAUCGGCUUCGUGCUGUUGUCUUUCGGGAUGUGGAUGAUAGCAAGCAGGCCCAGUUCUUAGCUCUAGCUGUUGUUUACUUCAUUUCGGUUCUGAUGGUUUCCAAGUAUCGUGACAUAUUAGAACCCCAGCGAGAGACUGCAAGAACUGGAAGCCAACCAGGUAGAAACAUCAGACAGGAAAUAAAUUCACCAACAAGUACAGUUGUGGUCAUACCAUCUAUCCCUCAUCCAACUUUGAACCAUGGAUUCCUUGCCAAGUUAAUUCCUGAGCAGAGCUUUGCCCACUCAUUUUACAAAGAAACAGCUGCUGCAUUUCCAGACACUAUAAAGGAAAAAGAAACACCAGCACCCGGUGAAGAAAUUCAGCUAGAAAGUUCUAUUCCUCAUACAGAUUCAGGAAUUGGAGAAGAGCAAGUGGCUAGCAUCUUGAAUGGGGCAGAAUUAGAGCCUAGUACAGGCCCUGAUGCCAUGAGUGAAUUGUUAUCCACUUUGUCGUCUGAAGUGAAAAAAUCACAGGAAAGCUUAACUGAGAACCCCAGUGAAAUUUUGAAGCCUGCACCAUCCAUAUCUAGCAUUAGUCAAACCAAAGGCAUCAAUGUCAAGGAAAUAUUGAAAAGUCUUGUGGCUGCUCCAAUUGAAAUUGCAGAAUGUGGCCCUGAUCCUAUCCCAUACCCGGAUCCAGCACUGAAAAGAGAAGCGCAAGCUAUUCUUCCUAUGCAGUUUCAUUCCUUUGACAGGAGUGUCGUGGUGCCUGUGAAGAAGCCACCUCCAGGCAGUUUAGCUGUAACCACUGUGGGAGCCACUGCAGCUGGAAGUGGGCUGCCAACAGGCAGCACUUCUAAUAUAUUUGCAGCUACUGGAGCUACACCAAAAAGUAUGAUUAAUACAACAGGUGCAGUGGAUUCAGGGUCCUCCUCCACUUCCUCCUCUUCGAGUUUUGUGAAUGGUGCUACCAGCAAAAACCUUCCAGCUGUACAAACUGUUGCUCCAAUGCCAGAAGACUCGGCUGAAAAUAUGAGCAUCACUGCAAAACUUGAAAGAGCUUUAGAAAAAGUUGCUCCUCUUCUUCGUGAAAUUUUUGUAGACUUUGCCCCAUUCCUAUCUCGUACACUUCUUGGCAGUCAUGGACAAGAACUAUUGAUAGAAGGCCUUGUUUGUAUGAAGUCCAGUACUUCUGUGGUUGAGCUUGUUAUGCUGCUUUGUUCUCAGGAAUGGCAAAAUUCUAUUCAGAAGAAUGCAGGACUUGCAUUUAUUGAACUCAUCAAUGAAGGAAGAUUACUAUGCCAUGCUAUGAAAGACCACAUAGUUCGUGUUGCAAAUGAAGCUGAGUUUAUUUUGAACAGACAGAGGGCUGAGGAUGUACAUAAACAUGCAGAGUUCGAGUCGCAGUGUGCCCAGUAUGCUGCUGAUAGGAGAGAGGAAGAAAAGAUGUGUGACCAUCUUAUUAGUGCUGCUAAACAUCGAGAUCAUGUUACAGCAAAUCAACUGAAACAGAAGAUCCUUAACAUUCUCACAAAUAAGCAUGGUGCUUGGGGAGCAGUUUCUCAUAGCCAAUUACAUGAUUUCUGGCGUUUGGAUUACUGGGAAGAUGAUCUUCGUCGAAGGAGACGAUUUGUUCGUAAUGCAUUUGGCUCCACUCAUGCUGAAGCAUUGCUCAAAGCUACAGUAGAGUAUGGCACUGAAGAAGAUGUAGUGAAGUCGAAGAAAACAUUCAGAAGUCAAGCAAUAGUGAAUCAGAAUGCAGAGACAGAGCUUAUGCUGGAAGGAGAUGAUGAUGCAGUCAGUCUGCUACAGGAGAAAGAAAUUGACAAUCUUGCAGGCCCAGUGGUUCUCAGCACGCCUGCCCAGCUCAUCGCUCCGGUGGUGGUGGCCAAAGGGACUCUCUCCAUCACCACGACAGAAAUCUACUUCGAGGUAGAUGAGGAUGAUCCUGCCUUCAAAAAGAUCGACGCGAAAGUCCUUGCAUACACUGAAGGACUUCAUGGAAAAUGGAUGUUCAGCGAGAUAAGAGCUGUAUUCUCAAGACGUUAUCUUCUACAAAACACUGCUUUGGAAGUAUUUAUGGCAAACCGAACCUCAGUUAUGUUUAAUUUCCCUGAUCAAGCAACUGUAAAAAAAGUUGUCUAUAGCUUACCUCGGGUUGGAGUAGGGACCAGCUAUGGUUUGCCACAAGCCAGGAGGAUAUCACUGGCCACUCCUCGACAGCUUUAUAAAUCUUCUAACAUGACUCAGCGAUGGCAAAGAAGGGAAAUUUCAAACUUUGAGUAUUUGAUGUUUCUUAAUACUAUAGCAGGACGGACAUAUAACGAUCUUAACCAAUACCCUUUGUUUCCAUGGGUCUUAACAAACUAUGAAUCAGAAGAAUUGGACUUGACUCUUCCAGGAAACUUCAGGGAUCUAUCAAAGCCAAUUGGUGCUUUGAACCCAAAGAGAGCUGUGUUUUAUGCAGAGCGUUACGAGACAUGGGAAGAUGAUCACAGCCCACCCUACCAUUAUAAUACACAUUACUCAACAGCAGCUUCUACCUUAUCCUGGCUUGUUCGAAUUGAACCUUUCACAACCUUCUUCCUCAAUGCAAAUGAUGGAAAAUUUGACCAUCCAGAUCGAACCUUCUCAUCAGUUGCAAGGUCUUGGAGAACUAGCCAGAGAGAUACUUCUGAUGUAAAGGAACUAAUUCCAGAGUUUUAUUACCUACCAGAGAUGUUUGUCAACAGUAAUGGAUAUAAUCUUGGAGUAAGAGAAGAUGAAGUGGUGGUAAAUGAUGUUGACCUUCCCCCUUGGGCAAAAAAACCUGAAGACUUUGUAAGGAUCAACAGAAUGGCCUUGGAAAGUGAAUUUGUUUCUUGCCAACUCCAUCAGUGGAUUGACCUUAUAUUUGGCUACAAACAGCGAGGACCAGAAGCAGUUCGUGCUCUGAAUGUUUUUCACUACUUAACCUACGAAGGCUCUGUGAACCUGGAUAGUAUCACUGACCCUGUGCUCAGGGAGGCCAUGGAGGCACAGAUACAGAACUUUGGACAGACGCCAUCUCAGUUGCUUAUUGAGCCACAUCCACCUCGGAGCUCUGCCAUGCACCUGUGUUUCCUUCCACAGAGUCCACUCAUGUUUAAAGAUCAGAUGCAACAGGAUGUGAUCAUGGUGCUGAAGUUUCCAUCAAAUUCUCCAGUAACACAUGUGGCAGCUAACACACUGCCCCACCUGACCAUCCCAGCCGUGGUGACCGUGACCUGCAGCAGACUGUUUGCGGUGAAUCGAUGGCACAACACAGUAGGCCUUAGAGGAGCUCCAGGGUACUCCUUGGAUCAAGCCCAUCAUCUCCCUAUUGAAAUGGAUCCACUCAUUGCCAAUAACUCUGGUGUGAACAAACGGCAGAUCACAGACCUCGUUGACCAGAGUAUACAAAUCAAUGCACAUUGUUUUGUGGUCACAGCCGAUAACCGCUAUAUUCUUAUCUGUGGAUUCUGGGAUAAGAGCUUCAGAGUUUAUUCUACAGAAACAGGGAAAUUAACUCAGAUUGUAUUUGGCCAUUGGGAUGUGGUCACCUGCUUGGCUAGGUCUGAGUCGUACAUCGGUGGGGACUGCUAUAUUGUGUCAGGGUCUCGAGAUGCAACCCUGCUUCUCUGGUACUGGAGUGGGCGACACCAUAUCAUAGGAGACAACCCUAAUAGCAGUGACUAUCCUGCACCAAGGGCUGUCCUCACAGGUCACGACCAUGAAGUUGUCUGUGUUUCUGUCUGCGCAGAACUUGGGCUUGUUAUCAGUGGUGCUAAAGAGGGCCCUUGCCUUGUCCACACAAUUACUGGAGACUUGCUGAGAGCCCUUGAAGGACCAGAAAACUGCUUGUUCCCACGCUUGAUUUCUGUCUCCAGUGAAGGCCACUGUAUCAUAUACUAUGAACGAGGGCGAUUCAGCAAUUUCAGCAUUAAUGGGAAGCUUUUGGCUCAAAUGGAGAUCAAUGAUUCAACACGGGCAAUUCUCCUAAGCAGUGAUGGCCAGAAUCUGGUGACCGGAGGGGACAAUGGUGUGGUGGAGGUCUGGCAGGCCUGUGACUUCAAGCAGCUGUACAUUUACCCCGGAUGUGACGCUGGCAUUAGAGCAAUGGAUUUAUCCCACGACCAGAGGACUCUGAUCACUGGCAUGGCUUCUGGUAGCAUUGUAGCUUUUAAUAUAGAUUUUAAUCGGUGGCAUUAUGAACACCAGAACAGAUACUGAAGACAAAUGAAGAACCAAAAGCCAAGUUAAAGCUGAGAGCACAAGUGCUGCAUGGAAAGGCAAUAUCUCUGGUGGAAAAACUCGUCUCCAUCACCUCGGUUUGUGCAUUCCAUCACAUCCAGCAAUAGCUGUACAUUGUAGUCAGCAGCCGUUUUACUUUGUGUAUUUUUUCAUGACUGAAUACCAGCUGCUACCAAGCAAGCUUAUAUCAUGUAAAUUAUAUGAAUUAGGAAAUGUUUUGGUAAUUAUUUCAUAUAUUGUGGUUAAUUGAGGAAAGGUAGUAGGACGCACAAGAGACUUUUGACAAUUCUGAGGAACGUUGUGUCCAGUCGUUUCAAAGUUUAAGCUUUGAACCUAAUCUGCAUCCCAUUUCCAGCCUCUUUUCAAGCUGAGGAAAAAAAUAAAACAUGUUUGAUACUUUGUACAUCAGAUACAUCUUAUUUAAAGGGAUACUUUUGUAAAAGUAAAACCUUGUAUAAAAAACAAAAUGUUUCUUAAUUUUAUUGUGGAGUUACAACUUGCAUGCUCUUUAAUCCUGAUGUCUUGAUGGAACAGGUGCAUCCACACUAUGAAACAGAAAGAUCUGUCCAAGGACAGCUCGUAUGAAAUGGUUGUAUUUGGGCUCAAUCGGUAAUUUUUGACAUUUUCACUAAAAAGUCUCCACUUUUUAAUCUAAAUUCAUCCCUUAUAAGUGAAUUUGCUCAUAAAGCAUUUGGAUACUAAGCCAUUAUUUGCCAUUUUUGGUACUUUAUACAAAGAAAAUUCAGCCCCACCCAUCAUGAUUUGAAGACACAGCAGAAAGGGAGCUUAGGGAUGAGGUCUGGGUUUUUGUAUAAAUAGGAGUCACACUCAUUCGUUCUAUAGUAAUGACUCCCUAACUCCUGGACAUUUCUUCCAGAGUCAUCUGCUGGCUUAGUAUGUGUAUAUUAGGGGAAGAGAAUCUGAUGCUUUGUUGUUUGUUGUUGCUGUUUUGUUUUUCUCUUUGGUUCUUGAAUAGCUUAGUUUCUUUAAUAACAAGUCUGACUUAACCAUAACAAUAACUAAAGUUAUUGUUUUAGGUUUUUGUGAAAUUCUCACCUGAAGAUACAUUCUUAGCCUAGAGCACUUCAUCUUUUAUGAUAUAAAGUUAUGGCUAUCAGAUGAUUUUCCAUACAUUGUACUGAUCAAGUUAUACACCCAGGGGUAUAUACACUUUAUUUAUGUUUUUUCUUUGUAUAUUUGGUGACUGUAUUGUCAUAGAUGUACAUAUUGUGUCGGUAGGGCUAUGAGGCAUGUUACAGGAAUGUAAUUUUCUCAGAAUUUAUACUCACUUGCAGUCAUUUAUUUAAAAAGAUAAAUUAAGAUAAUGGGUUCUUUCUAUUGGCACUUUGCACCAGAAACAUAUCAUUAUUUAUUGAUAUGUUAUUUGUGAUUAUAAUAUAUGUGAUUACUUAUUUGUUAUUCACCUGUACUAGUAAGUUUUAGCACUGAAUUCCUUCUUCAUCGUUGUUUGUAUUUAUGAGAUUCUAAAAUUCUGGGAAUCAGCAUAAUGAUUAAGUUAUUCAUCAUCAAGCUGUAAGCAAUAUCUUGAGUUUGUAGCUUAGAAUCAGGAGGACACGGAACAUCUGGAAGACAAGCUCAUUUCAUCUUGAGAUCAUGGUGAAAUAUUUUGGAUAUAUAAAUUCCUUAAGCUAUUGUAACCAUGUUUUAUUGCAAAGAUGUAAAAUAUGCCAGAUGUGUGUGAGUUGGAAAUCAACAAAUGAAAAAUAAAAUAUACAAAGAAUUUAC